UCGGAAGUUCAAAAGAUCAGGGGAUGGGUAAUUGUUGAUUGUUGCAGACUCGCAGCUGCAGUGAAUGUGCAGCAUUCAUCGACACGCGAAGCCGUCUUUUUCGUGGUGAUAUUUGUUGCAAAAUCGGAGAUUUUCACAGCAUUCGAGAAGACACCUUUUGAAAUAAAAUAUUCGUUAUUCGAGGAUGGCGGACGACAGCAUUGCACGCAGCUUUCAGCGUAUAAUUUUUUGGGAGGAGUUUGUAACUGAAAAGCUCAACAUGGAGUCAGCAGAUUGUCCCGAAGUGAAGGAAGAAGUUGAAGAAGAGCAGUGUUGUAUUGACAUGAGUUCUCCAUGGAUCUCGUGCGGAGCAGUGGCAGCUGGUGAACCGCUAACAGACCCUCUGUCUCUCGAAGGAGGGCAGGCAGGUGGCAGUGCGGGAGGCCAGGCAGAGAUUUCUUCAGGAGCAUUAGCUGCCGUGCAACAGUUGGCAGACAAUUUCAUUCCCCACAGACACCAGGCAAAUAAAGAUGCAGGCAGAGAAGGAAGGAGUACUUUAAAAGUCAAAGAAACUAGAUUGGAUGGAACUCUUGAAGUAUAUAAAAACAUGGGAAAAGAGGUGAGGAGUAUGUUAGAAGUCAAAGACAUUAAAGUGGAGAGAACAUGUCAAUUGCAGGAGGUCAAUCACGAAACACCCUUCACCAUGAGUUCAGUGAAGCAAGAACACGGCAGACAAAAUGACCGCGGCUUGUACCCUGACAUCGUGACACCGAGACUUCGAAUGACUACCACUUCGGCUGAGAGUGCAAAGUCCGGAGAUGACGGGCCGCAGUGUAGAAGCCCGCACUCGUGUCCUCCGGACGUACCUGCACUGUGCAGCGACACGCCCGGUCCGAAUGCCGAUCCGGAUGCCGAAUCUGGCGACGGGCAGUACUUCUGUGCCGACUGCGGGAAGUCGUUCGGGAAGCCGGUGUACCUCAAAGUCCACACGCGCAUCCACGCGGGCAAGCAAUCCUACAACUGUGAGUCCUGUGACAGGGUGUUCACGACGUUCGCUCAGUGGCAGACCCACUCGCGCGUGCACACGGGCGAACGGCCGUACGGCUGCUCGUCGUGCGAGAAGGCGUUCCGGACGAAGGCGAAGCUCACGUACCACGAGCGCUCGCACCACGGCGAGCGGCUGUUCCCCUGCGCCGUGUGCGGGCUGUCCUUCAGGACCCAGGUCAACCUCAGGCUCCACGUGUGGACGCACACUGGAGACGCACCCGGAUCGCCCGAGAGCUCUCGUGCAGACUCUGCCUCGUUCGCGUGCUCCGUCUGUGGGAAGUCGUUCAAGUCGAAGACAAAACUGACGUACCAUCUACGCACCAGCUGUCUGUUAGGCAUGUACACACCUCUCCUGGAAUUGUGUCGGAACGGUGACAGUGAAUUUUUGGAUACCUGA
Schistocerca piceifrons (Central American locust) is the source of this 1423-nucleotide messenger RNA. RefSeq names its product zinc finger protein 32-like. The transcript has 8 exons. The record is from RefSeq and is a predicted model, not a curated record. The coding region runs from base 185 to 1423 and encodes 412 amino acids. Lineage: Eukaryota; Metazoa; Arthropoda; Insecta; Orthoptera; Acrididae.